AUGGCGGCCAACGCCGGGAACAAGAUCCGCAACGCCAAGCUGGUUCUUCUUGGAGAUGUGGGCGCUGGCAAAUCUAGCUUGGUUCUUCGGUUUGUUAAGGGACAGUUUGUUGAAUUCCAGGAAUCAACAAUUGGAGCAGCUUUCUUUUCCCAGACCUUAGCAGUCAAUGAUGAGACUGUUAAGUUUGAAAUCUGGGAUACUGCUGGGCAGGAGAGGUAUCAUAGCUUGGCCCCCAUGUACUAUAGGGGUGCCGCCGCCGCCAUUGUUGUCUAUGACAUCACAAAUCCGGCCUCCUUUACCCGUGCCAAGAAAUGGGUUCAAGAACUUCAAGCUCAAGGAAAUCCGAAUACAAUAGUGGCUCUUGCUGGAAACAAGGCUGAUAUGUUAGAUGCGAGGCAGGUGCCAGCAGAGGAAGCAAAGACGUAUGCCCAGGAGAAUGGGCUCUUCUUCAUGGAGACAUCUGCUAAAACUGCAAUCAAUGUGAAUGACAUAUUUUAUGAGAUUGCAAAGAGAUUGCUUCAAGGGCAACAGGCUCCAAGCCCACAGGCUGGAAUGGUUCUGAAUCAGAGACCAAACGAGAGGAUGGUCAGCUCUUCUUCAUGCUGCUCUUGA
Miscanthus lutarioriparius is the source of this 612-nucleotide messenger RNA. NCBI's taxonomy places the organism in Eukaryota, Viridiplantae, Streptophyta, Magnoliopsida, Poales, Poaceae. The record is from the annotation of a GenBank genome assembly.